AUGAUUUGCAGGCUUUGCGCAGCAUUCACGGUCGACGUAAUCCACGGAGAGUACGCGACCUGGAAGCGCCUCAGUGAGACCGAGUACAGCUUCAAGCAUGGGACUCACGAAACCGUCGUAGCAUCUGCUGCGGCGGGUUGUGCGACAUGUGGACUGUUUCGCCUCGUGCGGCAGAAGAAGAUCCCAGGAUACGAGAGCCUCGGCGACAAAUGGCUCAUGAAGAGUGCCAUGGUGAUAGUAGCCACCAGCGGGCCUCGCUUUUCCUUUGACUUGAUGAGUGAGGGACCGAAUAGCUCUUGGAUCGGCUUUGAACUGUUUCAACCACGGUCCGACCAACGAGCUGACCCAGGCUUGGAACCAAUCGCUCAGCUACGAUGUGAGGUCUCCGAUGAUCCUCUUUCAGCGACAACGAUACGUAUGGCUUCACUCUGGGUCGACCAGUGCCACUACAAUCAAAGAGACUGCUCUCGCCAGGAUAAGACGCCGCUGCCGACAAGAAUCAUAGACGUGGGCUACUCGGACGAGUGUAUCUCCGCCAGACUUCAGGUCAAUCGUGGUCAACUUGGCAGAUAUGUCACGUUGAGUCACUGUUGGGGCAGUGCUAAGCGCCUGGUAACGAACAAGCGCAAUCUGAAGAAGUUCCAGAAUGAGAUUCCACUCAAUCAGAUGCCCGAGACAUUUCAGGACGCUAUCAAACUGACCAGAUUGCUGGGUAUGCGGUACUUGUGGAUCGACGCUCUAUGCAUUGUCCAGGAUGAUCGUGAGGACUGGCGUCGCGAGUCUGCAAAUAUGUGCUCGAUCUAUGAGAACGCCGCUUUCUCUAUCUCCGCACUGGUCGCUACGGACAGCUCAUCUGGAUUUCUGCACGCUCGAGACAUCGACCAGUGCGUUGUGGCAGCAGGGGACCUCACCUUCGGCGUCCGCCCGAAACUGCAGUCCAUUGAUGAGGCUCUUCGAGAGUCAAAGCUAGAAAGCAGGGCAUGGUGUUUGCAAGAACGCAUCUUGGCACCUGCUGUCCUUCACAUUGGCCAUCAGCAGCUGUUUUGGGAAUGUCGAGCGUGCUCCGUGUCCGAGACUGAACCCGACUCCGGAGAGGAAGGCCCAUCGUCGAGAUCUCCCAACUCAUCGUUCACAUACAUCCCGUCGGCUCCUGAUCGAAAGGAGCUGUUGCGGCUUUGGUAUGGUCUCGUCAAGGAGUACAGUGCUCGAGAUCUAACGAAGCCCACGGAUCGGCUGCCCGCAAUUGCAGGUCUGGCAGACAAGGUUCGAAGGGAAUUUGGCGGCUCGCCACUGUACGUGGAUGGGUUAUGGCUGGACGACCUGAUGGCUGGUCUACUUUGGCGACGACCGAAUCGACCCAAACCAAGAUUAAGCACCACGAAUGGAGAAGCGCAAACUUUGUCCACUCUUACCCCUUCGUGGAGCUGGGCGUCGACUCUUGGCGCUGUCGAAUACUCAUGGCAAGCUGAGUUUGAGUUUCACUUACCCUCUCCCCACGACAUGACCGCCUCACUCGACACAGCUUCUCCGACAACAGUCUUGCAAGUCGAAGGCUACGUCAAGCGUGGAAUGUGCAGGCUGUCCUCUCCUAGCUCCUCCUCGAACUCCACAAGCAAUGCGGCCUUCAAGCCCUCUGGAUCAUCCAUUGUCAUCGACAGCAUUGCUUGCAUGCUCGACGACGUUGAGGAGGUGGUGCCAAGUCAUUGCUAUUGCUUGUGGGUGUCGACCUGGACAUCAUUCAAGUCGCAGACUACGAAGAAGGCCAAGUCAGCGAAUAGAGCAUUCUACCUCGUCCUGGAACGAGUUCACGAUUCACUCGGCGAUUCGGCAUCGAAGGCCAAUAAUAGCUUAGGUCGGUUCAAGCGCAUUGGCAUGGGAUACGAUGCCGCCGAUAAGGUGACCAGAGCGUUCGUCAAUGCGGAACGGCACAACCUCGAAUUGACAUGA
Molecule: messenger RNA, 1947 nt
Organism: Zasmidium cellare ATCC 36951
Lineage: Eukaryota; Fungi; Ascomycota; Dothideomycetes; Mycosphaerellales; Mycosphaerellaceae
Exons: 1
Coding region: 1-1947 (648 amino acids)
Source: RefSeq, a predicted model, not a curated record